Messenger RNA from Durusdinium trenchii, 2421 nucleotides. NCBI's taxonomy places the organism in Eukaryota, Dinophyceae, Suessiales, Symbiodiniaceae. The record is from the annotation of a GenBank genome assembly.
AUGGAUGACUUCGAUGCUUUGACCCAGGCUGAGGCUGAGGCUUCUGAUGGGAACAAGGGAGGCGUGACUGCUGCUCCCAAAGCUUCAGGCAAAGCAAAGGCCAAGGCAAAGGGCGGUGGCGGCAAGACAGCCUCCAAUUGCUUCGUUUGUGAGGAGAAGAAGUUGCGGAACAGCAAGUUUUGCAAGAGUCACCAUCGUGCAGCUGAGAAUAUGAAGUACCAAGCUCAGAAUGCCAAGCCUCCUGAGCUCACUAGCUACAACCAGGUGAUGAACGACCCAAGCAAGGCAAAAAUUGCAAUUGAAGACUUCAUGAGGGACAACCCUGAGGGAUCAGGCCGCAAGCGUCUCAUAGAUUGGGCAGCUUGGAAGCGUGACCAUGGUGUAGCAGAGUCUGAUGCUGCCUUCAAAGAACUUUUGCAGGGGCCUUAUGAUCGAGAAGGUGAGGGUCCACUCACGAAGCUUUGGGUGCCAAAGCACAAGGAGAGGAUGCGUGAUCGGACACACUUUGUGGAAAGCAGUGUGACAGAAGGAUCCAAACAGCUCAAGAACUCAGAUUCGAAGGAGAAAGAGAGCAUGAUGCAGAUAUGCCAAUCUGCUGUUGGUGGCCAUGACUCUUCCUUCUUGAGGAGCGCUUCCACCAAAGCUAUCACCAACGAGGCAGGUCCUGUCAAGCGUGGUCCUGAGCAGGUGGAGGAAUCCGAUGUGCCUCCAAAGAGGGUCAGGAAGGGCAAUGUUGCUGAUGAAGCUCCCAAGAAGUACGGGAAGCUCAAGAAGGACUUGCCUGGAAUCGAGAAGUUGGUCUCUGAUGCUUCUGACAAGCUCAAGAAAUCCAUUGCUUCUGUCCAGCCUGCCGCUGACCCAGAUGCCCCCAACGACCCUGAGUUAGAUGCUUACAUGCUGACUGGCAGCAGCAGGCAGGUUCUGGCGCAGCUUUGGCUUUGCAAGGGGCUGGAUGAAGCUCUCAACCUGAUUGGUCCCAAGACUCCUUCAAAGAAGCCAGAUGCAACAGACUACUCUUCAUCUGCAGCUCCAGCUGACCCGCCAAAAGACGCAGAUUCCAAGUCAGAGUGCAAGUCAGAAGCCAAGUCAGAAGUCAAGUCUGACUCCAAGUCAGAUGCCGGUUCUUGUGCUCCUCGGAGGUUGUCUUCUGGUGCCAUGAAGAGCCCUGGCGAGAAAGUGUCUGAGAUGCUUCGCCAUGCAGCUGAUGAUGGUGGGAAAGGCUCAAUGGCGGUCCAAAGCCUUCCACAGUUGCUCUCCCUCUUGGAAAUGACAGAGCUGUGUGAAAAGGUUUUGAACUCUCAGGGCAUGCUGGAGUUGGAUGAGAAGUUGGAGUGCUGGAAGCACUCUGUGGAGCAGGUCAAGCUUCUGGUUGCUGGAAUUUCCAAGAGCGCCCAGAAUAUCACCUCGCAUGUUGCCAACCUAUCCCGCAAACAGAAGCGGGAGGAGACCAAACGCAAGAAGCAGCAAGAGUCGACUGCUGUUGCAGAGGCCAAAAAGAUGGCCAAAGCAGCAGCCAAGAAGGUCAAGGACCAGGAGGACACUGUCGAUCCGAUCUUCGAAGUUGGCUUGGACAAGCUUCAACAUGAUAUGGUCAUGGGGCCCAUGAAGGACAAGGGCAAACACAUGUUGGUUGAAAGCAUUUUGCACUUUCUCCAGUAUGAAGUGGCUGGCAGUGAGUGGUCAGAGUUCCCCACGGUGGAUGAGCCGAUCCUUUUCAAGGACAACAGGAAGAUCUCCGAGUGGGCCAAUGAACCAAAAAUGCAGUUGGCCCUUGGUAGCUUUGGCGGCCGAUACAAGAAGACUGACAUGUUCUCUCGGAGUGGCAAGGCUCAAAUGGUUCUUUUCGCUAAGGAAGGAAAAGAAGAGUCCCAUGCUCUCAUCAGCAACUUCACUGCACCGAUCCCUGAUGACAACAAAGUGAAGGGCGAGAAUGAUUUCUCCAAGAUUACGGACACUUUGUGGUUGUUUGGCUAUGAUCCUGCUCUGACGAGCAUCUCAGCAACCCCAAAUGGCAUGGCAAUGAUGAAGGUUCUCGCGUUUGGAGAGGUGAAGUGGUUGGUAAUGGAGAUUUCUUCCACUGUUGCCGCUCUGAGGGCGGAACUUGGUGUGGAUGUGAUCAAAGCUGAUGAUUUGGAGGCAUUGAUUGGUUCCUUGACCUAUGGCAACCUCGAGAACUGCAAAAAACAUGGAAUGAAAGCAAAAUCAUGCCUGCAGCGCCCCAAUGAAGCGGUCUUUGUUCCAGCGGGUUGGAUUGCUGCAGAGCAGUCUGUGAAGGGCGUGCUGAUCUAUGGACUCCGUGCGAGUUUGCUGCUGAAGUCUGAGGCCUCAUGCCACAGCUAUGAGGCUUACAUCGGCCUCAAUAGCGCUUCUGGGAAACCAGUAGACAAGAUGCAGCAAGUGCUUGACUUGAUGCAGGCAUAG